GUGAAGCCCAGAGGUGCUGGAACCAAGCCAGACUCUUUUUUAAGCUUUUUUAAAAUUUAAUCAAAUGGGCCGGGUUGGGAACUUGGGACAAUUCAAAUUUCAAAACCCAACGUUCCAGUCCACCAACAUAACGGCUGAAUGAAUUGUUUCCGAACGAAAUUAACGGCAUUUCAAAGGAAACUUUCUCCUCAGUUCUCAUCUCUCUCUCUCUCUCUCUCUCCCCCCCCGCUAAAAGAUUCAAAAGCUUUCCUUUUCCCUUUUUUUUUUGUUCAGUCAAAUAAUCGCCUUUAGUGAUUGCUCUCUUUAUCAAUGGAAGAUCUAUGGAAGGACCCUGUUCUACUCACAGAUGUUUCUUGGCAAAAGCAGAGUUCUGACUCCGCUUCACGGCUAGAACGGAGGAGCUUUGAAGCUACAGAAAUGGCAGAUCAUGAUGGCUUCUGUCUUAACAUGAUCGACGAUGUUUAUUGGGAAAAACAAAACUCAGAAACACUUGAGACUGGAAUUUCCAGCGACAGGCAUCCUUUUGAAGCUAUUGACGGUCGCUCACUGUUGGGAUUUUCACUGACAUCUCCGGAUUUGGUUAUCUGUGCUGGCUCGCCAGAUAUACCCAGCAACGUUGGAUUCAAUGAGACACCAAAACACCUAAAAACCGCAGGCCGGGGGAAUACUAGAGCCUUCAUUGAACUUUCUCUUGAGGAAGGUAUUCACGGGUCUGAAACUAAGGGGGUUCAAGGGAACCAAGCUACAACGUCAGCUUUGUUUCCAGAGGUGCAAACCUCAGUAGGAGACGUGUUUGAUGACACACCAGAACACCUAAAGAAUGCAAACCGGAGGAAUAUGAGAACCUCCAUGGAGCUCUCUCUAGGAGAUGGCAUUAAUGGGUCAGAAACUGAGGGGGUUCAAGAGAACCAAGCUACAAUGUCAGAUUUAUUUCCAGAGGUGCAAACCUCAGAAGGAGACGUGCUUGCUGAAGCUUCCCUCGAGCUUCCAGUGUCAUCCACAGCCCAAGACAACAGUUCCAUUCCGGUGCUAAGCAUAAAUGCAGGAGGAAUAGACCAGACUGUUACUUCUGCUGGGGUUGACUUCCUAGAGGACAGUUUUUUCACAGGCGGAGAUGUUAUUAGAACAGAAAGGAAAAUCGCAGAAGACGAUGAAUUUCUUUCACUGUACCAAACUGCUCGAUUUGGGAACUUCUCGUACAACUUUCAAAUGCUGGAUGUUGGGAAUUAUCUUGUCGACCUGCAUUUUGCAGAGAUCAUAUUCACAGAUGGCCCACCAGGGAUGAGAAUAUUCGAUGUCUUUAUACAGGAAGAGAAGGUUCUCUCUUUUAUAGACAUUUAUGCUCAGGUGGGUGCAUGUAAGCCUCUGGUUGUAUCUGAUCUUAAAGCUUUUGUUAGUGGCAAAGAGGGUUUAUCUAUUAGAUUUGAAGGAGUAAUAGGAAGUGCAACUGUGUGCGGCAUUUCAAUAAGGAAAGAUCCUUUGGCAGGCUUCAGAAAUGCAGAGUUUCUCAAAGAUAAAGAAGUUUUUCCAACGGAAGAGUGUAAACUACUGGAGGGUGAAUGUAACAGUUGUAACUGUGAAGCUCAAGGAGAGAUGUGGAAGCUGAGAAGGGAUUAUGAGUUGAAAAAUAAGGAGCUAAUGGAUACAAAACAAGCUUUGAAGGAGUCCAAAUGGGAAUAUGAACUCAAGAGCAAAGAAUGCCAAGAAGCUUGGUUGUCUCUUCAGGAGCUCCAAAAUGAGCUUAUGCGCAAGUCCAUGCAUGUUGGAUCUUUAGCUUUUGCUAUUGAAGGGCAAGUGAAAGAGAAGAGCCGGUGGUUCUCAGCCCUCAGAGAGUUGACCAAGAAAUUUAAGAUCCUGAAAAUAGAGCAUAUCAAGCUAUCAGAGGAAGCAUUGGAAUAUAAAAAGUGCCUAGCAGAUAUGACCCAAAUGACCAGCACUGUUCAAUUUGCAAUGAGUCAACACAUGGAUUUGGAAAGGGAACACCGGGAUUUGAAGUGUAAAUUCAUUGAAGGGACCAAGGAACGGAAGGAGCUUUACAACAAGGUCCUAGAAGUAAAAGGGAAUAUAAGAGUCUUCUGCAGAUGCAGGCCUCUGAGCACAGAAGAAAUUGCUACAGGAGCAUCAAUGACAAUUGAUUUUGAAUCAGCUAAAGAUGGUGAACUUACAGUCAAGGUGAAUGGUGUAGCCAAGAAGGUCUUCAAGUUUGACUCUGUCUUCAGCCCACAAGCAGGACAAGCUGAUGUAUUUGAAGAAACAGCCCCCUUGGCAACAUCAGUCUUGGAUGGAUACAAUGUCUGCAUAUUUGCUUAUGGUCAGACAGGAACUGGGAAAACAUUUACAAUGGAGGGAACAGAAGAAGCACGUGGAGUCAACUACAGGACCCUUGAAGAGUUGUUUCGCAUUAUAAAGGAUCGGCAGGCACUAUUCCAAUAUGAAGUUUCUGUAAGUGUCUUAGAGGUCUAUAAUGAGCAAAUACGAGAUUUGCUUGUGCCUGGACCUCAGCCAGGAAUAGCAGCAAAGAGGCUUGAAAUAAGGCAAGUUGCAGAAGGCAUCCAUCAUGUUCCAGGACUUGUUGAAGCCAAUGUAAACAACAUGAACGAAGUUUGGGAAGUUCUAAAGACAGGCAGCAAUGCUCGGGCUGUUGGCUCAACUAAUUCAAAUGAGCACAGCAGCCGAUCACACUGCAUUCAUUGUGUGAUGGUGAAGGGGGAGAACCUGAUGAAUGGAGAAUGCACAAGAAGCAAAUUGUGGCUUGUUGAUCUAGCUGGAAGUGAAAGAAUAGCUAAGGCGGAUGUUCAAGGAGACCGCCUAAAGGAGACUCAAAACAUCAAUAGAUCUCUUUCCGCACUUGGAGAUGUGAUAUCUGCACUUGCAACCAAAAGCCCACAUAUACCUUUCAGGAACUCCAAGCUAACCCACUUGCUUCAAGACUCUCUAGGAGGAGAUUCAAAGACACUAAUGUUUGUACAGAUAAGUCCUAAUGAGAAUGACCUCAGUGAGACUCUCUGCUCACUUAACUUUGCAAGUAGAGUAAGAGGAGUAGAAUUGGGUCCAGCCAAGAAGCAAUUAGACAGCAGUGAGCUUUCAAAAUACAAACAAAUGGUCGAAAAGGCAAAACAAGAAAUGAAGAGCAAAGAAGGGUACAUAAAGAAGAUGGAGGAGACCAUUCAUAGUCUGGACUUGAAGAUGAAAACAAGAGAUCUAAACAACAAGAGUCUGCAAGAAAAGGUGAAAGAAUUGGAAUCCCAACUUUUAGUGGAAAGAAGAUUGGCGAGACAACAUGUGGAUACUAAAAUAGCAGAGCAGCAACAACAACAGCAAGGAGACCACCACCUUGGCUUGGUGAAGCCCCUACUGGCAACCCGACCAUUCAACCAGAAGAAUGUGAAUGAGCUUCCAUCUUUUGCAUUUGGAAAAGAUGGAACAAAUCUCAUAAAACCACUAAUAGAGAACAACAAUAUUAAACCCCAAACAUCUCCUUUAACUGAUACAUUUCUCAAGUACAACAGUAUGUCAGACAAAGAAAACAAACCUGAGAUAUCUGAGCAACUGCUAUUACCGCGAAGGACUGGGAGAGCCUCCUUGUGCCCAACUGCACAAAAGAUUCCAGUGGUCUCUACUCCAAGACGCAAUUCACUAAUUCCAUUACCCACUGGACAAAACUUGGCCUCAUUGCCACCAUCAUUACUACCAGUUCCACCACCCCAAGUUGAAACCAUCAAGGAAACGGAAGCAUGUGAAGGUGACUGCUUGGAACAGACACCACAUAGUCCCAAACCACAGAAGAAAGGUAGUGGCACUAAGAAGCUAAGCAGCAUAUUGAGACGAAGUGUUCAGAAGAAGAUUUACAUAAAAUCCCCUCUGCAGCAGCAUAUCAGAAGGGCUGGAGUAAAUGGAGGAAUGGAGAAAUUGCGAGUAUCAAUUGGAGGUAGGGGAAGGAUGGCACAUAGAGUGUUGCUUAGCAAUGUUCCCAGGGGUCCUAAGGAAGUGCAGCAGAAGCAGAACCAGAAAGAAAAGGAGAGAGGGUGGAAUCUAGGGACAACUGGAAGAACUGUUCUAUAAUUUUUCUUCCUUGUACACUUGGGUGGAGUAAACUUAUUUUUACACAGUGCCUUGAAGGCUUGACCUAUAAAUUCUUGUAAUUAAGCAGUUCUUAGAUUUAUUUUGUAUAGAUUUCUAUUUUGCAUUAUAGAAAUAUAAGGCUUGGAGUUUACAUCAAACUGGGUAAUUGAUAAUAGCUGAAUGCUUUAUAUUUCCCUACCUAGAAUGUUAACUAGCUUCCAAUACCAAAGAAAAGAGGCUGAAGAAUGUUUUUCCUAUCAAUAUUAAUUCCUUUUCAGUUCCCAAUAUCUGGGAUAA
Nelumbo nucifera (sacred lotus) is the source of this 4359-nucleotide messenger RNA. RefSeq names its product Di-glucose binding protein with Kinesin motor domain-containing protein. The record is from RefSeq and is a predicted model, not a curated record. Gene Ontology annotation, cellular component: microtubule cytoskeleton. Gene Ontology annotation, molecular function: microtubule motor activity; microtubule binding; ATP binding. Gene Ontology annotation, biological process: microtubule-based movement. Lineage: Eukaryota; Viridiplantae; Streptophyta; Magnoliopsida; Proteales; Nelumbonaceae.